Condylura cristata (star-nosed mole) is the source of this 3069-nucleotide messenger RNA. RefSeq names its product queuine tRNA-ribosyltransferase domain containing 1 (gene QTRT2). Bases 100 to 1347 code for a protein of 415 amino acids. The transcript has 9 exons. The record is from RefSeq and is a predicted model, not a curated record. Gene Ontology annotation, molecular function: tRNA-guanosine(34) queuine transglycosylase activity. NCBI's taxonomy places the organism in Eukaryota, Metazoa, Chordata, Mammalia, Eulipotyphla, Talpidae.
UACAAACACGACACGUGGUAUCGGACAGUGAGGAGUUUUAAGGGGGUCUCAAGGUCAAAAAAGUUGACGGGUUUGCAGGAUCUAGAGAAAUCUCUUAAGAUGAAGCUGAGUCUUACCAAGGUAGUUAACGGCUGUCGUCUAGGGAAAAUAAAAAACCUGGGCAAAACUGGAGAGGGCACUAUGGAUAUUCCUGGCUGCCUUCUGUACACCAAGACUGGCUCCGCCCCGCACCUCACCCAUCACACGCUGCAUAAAAUCCACAGGGUGCCUGCCAUGGCCCAGCUUACACUGUCAUCACUAGCAGAACAUCAUGAAGUCUUGGCAGAAUUUAAGGAAGGAGUUGGAAAGUUUAUAGGCAUGCCAGAGUCACUGUUAUACUGCUCACUGCAUGAUCCAGUUAGCCCUUCUCCAUCUGGUUAUGUUACAAACAAGUCUGUGUCAGUUUGGGGUGUUGGAGGACGAGUAGAAAUGACUGUUGCCAAAUUCAUGGCAAUUCAGCAAGCGCUACAACCAGACUGGUUCCAGUGCCUGUCAGAUGGAGAGGCAUCUUGCUCGGAAGCAACUUCCAUAAAAAGAGCCAGAAAGUCUGUUGACCGAUCACUUCUAUUCCUGGAUCAUUGUCUUCGGCUACAGGAAAAGGCUGAGGGCCUACAGAAAAGUACCAUCAUUGGCGUGAUUGAAGGUGGAGACGUGCUGGAGGAGAGGCUGAGGUCAGCACGACAGACAGCUCUGCGGCCUGUGGGUGGCUUCCUCCUAGAUGGCUUUCAAGGGGAUCCAGCAGCCCUGGAGAGCAGACUGCACUUGCUGUCAUCAGUGACUGUGGAGCUGCCAGAGGACAAACCCAGGCUCAUCUGUGGAAUUAGUCGGCCAGAUGAAGUGCUUGAGUGCAUUGAAAGAGGGGUGGACUUAUUUGAGAGUUUUUUCCCUUAUCAAGUGACAGAGCGGGGAUGUGCCCUAACUUUCAGCUUUGAUUAUCAGCCGAAUCCUGAAGAGACAUUGCUGCAACAAAAUGGAACACAGGAAGAAAUACAAUAUGUGGAUCAAACAAAGAAAAUUAAAACAACUGAUUACAACCAAGAAAUGACAUCAUUUGAAAUUAAUCUGAAGGAAAAAAAGUACCAGGAAGACUUUGACCCAGUGGUGAUAGGGUGCUCCUGUUACUGCUGUAAAAAUCAUACUCGUGCAUACAUCCACCAUCUGCUAGUGACCAAGGAGCUGUUGGCUGGGGUCCUACUUAUGAUACACAACUUUGAACACUACUUUGGAUUUUUCCACGCCAUCCGGGAAGCACUGAAAAGUGACAGCCUGGCAGAACUGAAAGAGCUCAUCCGCAGGCAAGCAUCUUGAGACCUGGCGACUGCAAGUCUGACGGUUCACAGUGAGCCUGUUGCAGGAUGGGAAGAAGAGAAGGCGAAGUGAUCUCAGCUUUAACCGUUCAUAGUUGAGAGUAAGGUCUGUUCAAAUCGCGACUAUGUGUACAUGUGGCUGAGAUUUCUUUUAGGGACUUAAAUGACCUGCAUUGAUCAGAAAGAAUAAAUUAUGAUCUUUAAUAUUUCUGUGCUGCUUUUAUAGUCAGUAGAGACUCAUUGAGUCAAACACUUUAGAUGUGAAGUGACAUUCUUGAAGUGAGUGUGAUGAAACUGUUAGGGCUCACUGACUUGGAUUAGAGCCAAAGGGAGAUGACUGUUGAUGAGUAGCAUGACUUCUCUGGACUUAUGCUUGUUGGCUGGGGAAGGAAUUGUUUCACAAGUUUAUUGUAAUCCUUAUAUCCUCAGGAGCUUCUUUUGGACACUUUUGCCUUUCAAGCUGUCGCAGGAGUGCUGUCAAUCAGAAAUGACUUGUGGCUUGACCAGGCUUGCAUUCGUGGUGGAAUUUGAGGCUUACAAUUGCCUCUCUGGUCAUUUGGUCCACGGCAUACUGUUUCACUGGGCCACAUGGCCUAUUUGUGACUUGUCUCUCUAGAGCUAGUGCAGUUGCCUGUUAGAAGCAGGAAGUUUGCCUAACUGCUUUCCUCUGGUCAUAGAGAUUCAUUAUGGUCUACCUUCCAGGCUCACUUAUAGUCUAACCGUUUAUAGUCUAGCCCCAGCAAUUGGGGAGAUUCGUUCAUCUUGUAUUCACUUAGAUAGACCCCUGCCCUGGCAAUCAGAGGAUCAAGUUUCAGUUCUACUCAGCUGUGACACCUGGGCAGAUCACUUAACCUCUCCAUCCUGUUUCCUCCUGAGUAGGACACUCAUGGUGGGUAGGACGAAAUGAACUGUGAUUCUAGCUAUAAUAUUUGCGGAACAGUUUCAGACCAGGGUCAUAGCCCCUAUUGUCCUUAUUUAUUGAUCACUGUUUACUUGAUGAAAAUGAAGUAAUGUCAGGUAUCAGGCAACCGUAGGGGUGUUUGAAAGCCUGAAUAGGUUUGGUUUGUAGAUUUUAAAGCAAUUGGUAAAUUGGCAGCAGCAGAUCUUGUGGGCUGGAAGACUUUUCCACAUCAUCUGAUUCUGUAAAUUUUUCUGCUCUCACCAAAGGGGCAACAUGUUGAUGAUGUGUGGUAGGUGAUUUUCUAUAUUUGUCAGAUUUUGUAUAUAAAAUACAAAUAUAUAGACACAUGUACAGUUUUUGUAAAAACAACAAAACCAAUAAAAUGGCUUCACUUUUGUCUCCCAUUUUGCUGUUCGUGCAUUUUAAUGGGCAUCGCUGACCAUUGCUUGCAGUUGUUGUUUGGUUACUAUGUUUUUAUGUGUUGGGUGUCCAUUGAUGGGUUUGUCUUAUUAGUGGCUUAAGAAAGUCCAUGAAUUUUUGAAACUCUGGACAUUCUUAUAAUCUCUCCAUCAAUGGAAAGGGUUUCUUAUGGAACACUGGUCUAUUCUCAAGGAUCUUUGAAACAUAUUGUAUUGAGCUUGUUGUGUGUUUAUAUUACUGUUAAUGCCAAACCCACUGUUGAAGGGAUAGUAAUAAAAAUUCCAGAAUACAUAUAAAAUUGGUGGCUUUUAUGUAUGUUCAAUACACUGAAAAUCCUGCCUAGCAUUGUCCUUUUUUUCCAGGUCUUAUUAGAACAUUUGAAAAAUGUUUUUUGCCUUUAAU